AUGCUGUCCAUUUUUCGAAAUACAGCAUUCUGCGACUCUCUUCCAUCUUUUGAGGAACAGUGCCGGCAGGCACUUAGUGACGAAGUCUUGACGAAACUGGUUGCUGACAAUCGCUCACCUCGCAAGAGCGAACUGAACUCAAUCCUAAAGGGCGAUGGGGAUAUCGGCGAAGAACUGAAAAGCGGCGUCGAUGAUUACUUACUACAUCAACACCUUCGCCAUGAAGUUGCAAUGUUGCUACUACGCGAAGUGCAAGAGUUGUGGAAGAAAAAGCCAGACUGGAGCGUCCUCAACGUGAUGCAUGUGAAAUGGAUCGUGAAAGUUGCUUGUAGUGGACAGUACUCGAAAGAAACAGCUGAGCGUGCUGAUCAGGAACUCAACAAGUUGGGCGCAGAGCAAGCUGCAGAAUCUCGUUUCUGUUAUCUUUCGGAAACUUUGUUGAGUGGAGCCACA
This is a messenger RNA of Cylicostephanus goldi, 453 nucleotides long. The record is from the annotation of a GenBank genome assembly. Lineage: Eukaryota; Metazoa; Nematoda; Chromadorea; Rhabditida; Strongylidae.